AUGCAGCAUCAGACACAGGCUUCCACCAUCCUGCCAUCUCAAAGACACUCAUACCAGACGCAGCAAGCACCUCAGGCAAACCACACGGGCCUCAACUGUCCCCAGUCCUAUGUUGAACGCCUAUGCUUCCACUCCGCCGACGCAGAUGCUUUCGGAACCGGAUCGAAUGCUCCAUGGACUAUUCCGUUUCCAAAUUUCUCUGCAGAUAUCGCAUCUACUUUGAUAAACAUGGCUCCCAAACCCAAGGCGACUGACGCUGGAUCGUCUACUAGUCCUUUUAACAAGCGCAACGCUGCCGCCGCUGGGAUCGGUCGCGCAGCAGAAUCAGAGAGCAACGGCAUCUGUUUCGGCUAUUAUGGUCGCACUGACGACAGAAAAGUCGCAUGUGGCGAGGAUCUCAGGUAA
This is a messenger RNA of Letharia columbiana, 405 nucleotides long. RefSeq lists its product as uncharacterized. The coding region runs from base 1 to 405 and encodes 134 amino acids. The record is from RefSeq and is a predicted model, not a curated record. The transcript has 2 exons. Lineage: Eukaryota; Fungi; Ascomycota; Lecanoromycetes; Lecanorales; Parmeliaceae.